AUGGACCAAGUUCUGCGGCUUUGCGGAGCCCAUGAUGUCAAGUUUACUAGUUUGUUGCUUCAAGUGAUCGUUCGAGCAUUGAGCGAAACCUUGCCCAAUAAGACUUCUACUGGCAAUCGUGCUGGAAGUUUCAUUGCACUGACUGUCGUGGACCUGCGUCACCUACUCAAAAACAUCGAAUCAGACGAUAUGGCAUGCCCAGGUCCCACCGCCUCUUUUGAACUCUCCAGCCGCAGCAAACUUGAAGACUGGAAGGAUUGGACCAAUACCGAAAGCGAAAGCCCAGUCUGGAUAGCAGCCCGCAAGACCACCCAGGACCUUGCCAAGUGCGCCAGCACUCUACAUGACCAACCGAUCGGCUUACUAUCUUACCUCAGCAAAUUUCGCCCUUGGAUGCAAGGAGAAGCUGAGAAGGACAGAGACGGUUCAUACGAAGUAAGCAAUCUCGGAGUCUUUGAUCCUAUGGCAAGCUCGCAAGAGGGUGCUUGGGGCGUUGAGUCCAUGCUCUUUGCUCAACCGGCGAAUAUGACGGGUAGCUGUCUUGCUUUCAAUGUCGUCACGAAGAAAGGAGGCGAUACUACUAUUUCUCUGACUUGGCAGAAAGGAACUCCUGAUGUGAUGGAGGAAGAGGAGUUUAUCUCUCGCAUGUGCCAGCUUGUAACAAAGUAUCUGGGAGAAGUUGAUGAACAUGUCGUUGGUUGUAAUGAUAGGUCAGUGAGCAACCAGUAA
Aureobasidium vineae is the source of this 729-nucleotide messenger RNA. Lineage: Eukaryota; Fungi; Ascomycota; Dothideomycetes; Dothideales; Saccotheciaceae. The record is from the annotation of a GenBank genome assembly.